AUCGUAAACAUUUAUGAAAACUAAAAUUAGCUUUUAUGUCUAGGUUAGGCAUACUUUUAGCAGUGUGGUUAGGUUUCACAUCAGAUUUUAAGGCGAUACAUUGUAGAAAUAAGCGACGUUUAGACGUAAUUGUGACUUUGUGGUUGUGGUAACUAGUGACGGGUCGCAGAUAUAUAUUUUGGAUCGUACGUGUAUUGUGCUGUGUGACUUUCAACAGCUGAAGGGAACAGUCGACGAACAUUUUUGUUACGCUUUCAUGGCAUAAUAACGUCGCAUCUUAUUUAAAACCUUUUAACAUGAACUUCAUCAGAUCCUACAAUGCCAUUGGCACGCCCAUAUGUCAAUGGUACAGACAGGUGGGACAGAUGGUGGGUCGGAGCAGAGCUCUUGCUGAGCUGGGGGGACAGAGGUGGAUGUGCAGUAAACCUCAGACAGGAAACCCAGAGCCUCCGCCCGCAGCACCUGCAGUCCCAGCACAUGCUCCCCGUCCAGCCUUUAAACUCCCCGGCUACAGGCCCUCUCCCAUGGACCAGAGGAUCCUAGUCUGGUCUGGACGCUUCAAGACCCCCGACCAGAUCCCAGAGCUAGUGUCGUUUGAGAUGCUAGAUGCAGCCAGGAACAAGGUGAGAGUGAAAGCGUGUUACGGGAUGAUGAUUGCCACCAUCGCAGCCUGUCUGUUCACUGUCAUCCUGGGGAAGAGGGCUGCCGGCAGACAUGAGUCGCUAACAAGUCAGAACAUGGAGAAGAAGGCAAGAUGGAGGCAGGAGGCGAAGAUGGAGAAAGAGGAGGCUGCCCUGGCUGAGAAGACUCCAUGAGGAAGACACCCUGCCCUCCUGUGUGUCACACUGUAAGAGCUCCCCCACUGGGCCCUUCCUGUGUGUCACUGUAAGAGCUCCCCCACUGGGCCCUUCCUGUUUGUCACACUCAUAGAGAUAGAGGACUCCUCAUGGAUAAAACCCAUUUUAGCAUGGACAUUGCCAUUGAGGGCUUCCACCAUUUUAAAGUAGUCAACUGAGUGGGGAGAAAUGGUACUUAUUUAAAAUGGAGAUGGCCUCAACAGCACUGCCUGUGCUGUCACAGACGGUAUAAUGGCAGAGAAGAGUCCUCUAUCUCUAUGGUCACGCUAUAAGAACUCCCCUACUGGGCCAACGGUGGUUCUGCAGCUGCUGUCCCCAGAUCUCUAGUACCGUAGGACUGUUCAUCCAAUCAGGAAGCAGGAUUUCAGUACAGUUAAUAAGGUACAGUAGUUAUUCAGCCACUAGCAAUAUGAGCUGUGUCUGGUUCUUUGUUUUGUUAAGUUGUUUUCCUUUUGAAAUGAAUGUAUUAAAUAUCAGAAUGCCCCAUG
This is a messenger RNA of Coregonus clupeaformis (lake whitefish), 1345 nucleotides long. RefSeq names its product family with sequence similarity 162 member A (gene fam162a). Gene Ontology annotation, biological process: positive regulation of release of cytochrome c from mitochondria; neuron apoptotic process; cellular response to hypoxia. Gene Ontology annotation, cellular component: mitochondrion. The record is from RefSeq and is a predicted model, not a curated record. Lineage: Eukaryota; Metazoa; Chordata; Actinopteri; Salmoniformes; Salmonidae. The transcript has 5 exons. Bases 297 to 815 code for a protein of 172 amino acids.